This is a messenger RNA of Stegastes partitus (bicolor damselfish), 1930 nucleotides long. RefSeq names its product homeobox C12a (gene hoxc12a). Gene Ontology annotation, molecular function: sequence-specific double-stranded DNA binding; DNA-binding transcription factor activity, RNA polymerase II-specific. Gene Ontology annotation, biological process: regulation of DNA-templated transcription. The record is from RefSeq and is a predicted model, not a curated record. Bases 1 to 828 code for a protein of 275 amino acids. Lineage: Eukaryota; Metazoa; Chordata; Actinopteri; Pomacentridae. The transcript is spliced from 2 exons.
AUGGGCGAGCAUAAUCUCCUUAAUCCAGGGUUUGUGGGACCUUUGGUAAACAUCCACACUGGAGACACAUUUUACUUUCCGAAUUUUAGAGCCUCAGGGGGACAACUGGCGGGGCUACCGUCUCUCUCCUACCCGAGAAGGGACAAUGUUUGCUCCCUCCCGUGGAAUCCUUCGGAGCCGUGCAAUGGAUACUCUCAAUCCUACUUUAGCAGCCCCGUGUCUAUUAACCCUUCCUUCAAUCGGUCGUGUGAAAUUACCAGACCAGAAGACGGUAAAUGUUAUUACAACAACGGCAACGGGAACAGGGAGACCUGUUCAGGUGGCAGCAGCCUCAAACGAGAGGAUAGGGCGAGAGACACAUCAUCCCUAACAUCUGACCACGGGAUGCACAGUGGAAUUGGCAGCAGUGCCGCCUUUUCCAAAUAUGAUUAUGGGACCGAGCAGCUAACGCAAGACCCGCCAUCCUGUCAGUCAAUGGAGUCCGACUCCAGCUCCUCUCUGCUCAACGAGGGCAGCAAGCCUUCAUCCAGCGACACACAGACCCUGGUGUCACCGGGAAGCCAUUCAAGCAACAUAGCCGCAGGCGGAGGUGCCCCGUGGUACCCAAUGCACACUCGGACCAGAAAGAAGCGCAAACCUUAUUCCAAACUUCAGCUGGCUGAGCUAGAAGGUGAAUUCAUGCUGAAUGAGUUCAUCACCAGGCAGCGGCGGAGGGAGCUCUCCGAUCGUCUGAACCUCAGCGACCAACAAGUCAAGAUCUGGUUCCAGAACCGCAGGAUGAAGAAGAAGAGACUCAUGCUGAGGGAGCAAGCUUUGGCCUACUUUUAGAGAUGCGGCAGAAGGUGAAUCAAUAGGCAGUAAAAGCCAAGCCUUCUACGCUCCCUUAGGUCUUCUUUCAAUGCAUGCACUCAUAUAUCCAUCUUUUACAUUGCGGGCAAUUUUUACAUAUUUUUUUCCUCAAUGGUGCGGGCUGCAAAAGCCCAAAACAAGCCACUUUCUGUCAUCCAAAGCUGCACUCUAUAUGUCAGUGAGCCUCCAUGUUUGGCAUAAUCGCACAAAAAGCUGUGAGAAUGUGUUUUCUGUGUAGGUUGGUUUUUCUGAUCUGUUAACAGAUUGUACGCCAUAAUUGUGUAGGUCACGCGAAACCUGUCUCCCAAAAAAUAUCUUUUUGGGAUGACACAUAGUGACAACGGUCUUUUUAUUAUUUUUUUUAGUCAGAAAAAAAUAAGUCGGGAGCGGGUUCACUUGGUAAAUUCCUAAAUAGGGUUUAAAAAACAAUAAUAAGAGAAGUCUGAUAGAGAAGCUUGGAGCGCAUCCGCGCGACAUUUUCUCUGAAGUUCUGAACUGAUAAAAAACAAUCUCCCUCUCAGUUGCUUUAACUUCCACAGCUAUUAUUUGUUGCGUUCAAGGAGCAUCAUCUUUGUCUCAUUUCUGUAGUUUUCGCCAAGUUUGUGAGCACGUUCACGGUCACGGGCAGGAGAUGUGGAAGUCUGGAGUCUGCAUGAGGAGAGGCAGGACUAAGACCGCAAUGUAAUCUAUAUGAUAUCUUUAUGACUGCGCAUUGAAAAAUUAACUGACAUGACUGUCCAUGUGCGAACAAGUUUCUAAAGGUAUUUUGCGUUACUUUUAUUACCUUUCAACUUGUCUUAACAACAACCACUGAAUCCUGCAUGGGUUUCAUUUCUUUCGUUGAGUGAGAUCACCGUUUGAAAACGGCUUUGAGCUGCUAUUAAAAAGUCCACGUCCAGACUGUGCCAGUGAAAAAAGAAACAGUGUAAUCUACAAUAAACAAGGAUCACAAGGAUCUGUAAUGGAAAGACUCCACAGUAUAACUACAUUAGUAUAUCUAUAACAACUACUCAGUUAAAAAAGGGAACCACCUAAAACAGGAGGGGGAUGCGUUCUCUGAGGCCUGAAAGAGCAUUUCUGA